Messenger RNA from Oryza brachyantha (malo sina), 859 nucleotides. RefSeq names its product early nodulin-93-like. The transcript has 4 exons. Bases 276 to 569 code for a protein of 97 amino acids. Lineage: Eukaryota; Viridiplantae; Streptophyta; Magnoliopsida; Poales; Poaceae. The record is from RefSeq and is a predicted model, not a curated record.
CUCUCUGCACAUACACCACGUGGUAGAGGUGAUGAUGUGAGCGAUGAGGUCUGCCGUCGCGUGCGCGAGCCGCCGGCGGCUUAACCAAUCUGCAAGUGGAACAGUGCACCGUAGCAAAGUCGGACCCGUGCAUCGCAUCCGUUUCCAUCGUCUCCAUCACCAAACCAAAUCGAUCUCUCUCGCCUCUCUCUCUCUCCCUCUCUUCAUCUUAAAAACUCCACCUUGUUCUUCUUCUUCUUCCUUCUAGUCGCCGGGGAGAUCGAAGGAAGGAGGCCAUGGCCGCCAGGAACUUCCGUGCUUGGUCCCCCAAGGAGGACGAAUCCGACGCCGCCGUCCGAGAGGCUGUCACGCUGGGAUUGAGGAAUGCCGCGAUUUCUGGUACCGUGGUUGCGGUUCCCACGUUGGUUGGUUGCCGUGUCCUUCCUUGGGCUAAGGCUAAUCUUAACUACACAGCACAAGCACUCAUUAUAUCAGCAGCAUGUAUCGCUGGCUUCUUCAUCACCGCUGACAAAGCCAUUCUACGGAACGCAAGACAAAACACCAUCGGGAAGAUUGACAGGUCAACCUGAUGGGAACUGUACAGAUGACAAGAGUCGUACUGAUUAUCUAUUUCUCCAAUAGCAGGCGAGGUUGAUGGGAGCAGUAGGAUUCCAUCUCUAUUAUGCCGUUCAUCCAUGGAUGAUUGGAUGUGUUAUGCAAUGAAACCAGCAAUUUUCAGUUUUAUUUAAUCCUUGUGAGUUAUGAAUACCUAACCUCGCAUUUGUAAAGACGUAGAGCCGUUGCCUGCCAGACCAGCGAACCCGGUUUGGUUCCAGUUUGAAGUUGAGUUGAAUAAAAGAUGGAAAUGUAAUGUUCUUUA